CUGUUCUCUGUAAAAAGUGCAUACAGUGGGUCACACCCACAAACACAAAACCUACAAUCCCAUCAUACAUUUCUUCCACAAACUCCAUAAUUUUUUAACAAAAAGUUCGUACAUUCGAGACCCCUACCAAAUGGUCUCAUCGGACAAGAAAUUGGCCAACGUUGUAGGAGGAAAAACGGCAAGAGCUUGUGAUAAUUGUAUAAGAAAGCGUGCUCGGUGGUAUUGUGCUGCCGAUGACGCUUUCUUGUGCCAAUCGUGUGAUGCUUCGGUUCAUUCGGCCAACCCGUUAGCUCGUCGUCACGAAAGGGUUCGUCUAAAGGUGGCUUCUUUGAAGCUUUCUUCUUUGGAGAAACCAGCACCACCGCCAUGGCACCAUGGUUUCACCAAGAAACCAAGAACUCCUCGUGGUGGGAACCACCACAAGCAGGCGUCUCGACGGACGUCAAAAUCUGAAGAAAGCAGUAUGAGUUUCAAUCCACUUCACUUAGUUCCAGAGAUCGGUAGUGAUGAGACCACCGCAGUGACAUCCGAUGAGCAACUUUUGUAUCAGGUUCCGAUCUUUGACCCCUUUGCCGCGGAACUUUGUCUUUCCGGGAAUUCAAAUGAGGUGGCAACGCCUGUGAAACAAACGGAGGCGACAACUCCGGUGGACGCAGAUCUUCAUAAUGGAUCGAAAGUGACGUUUGAUUUGAAUAGUUUCAACGGGUUGAUACUUCCCUCCGACAUGGAGCUGGCGGAGUUCGCCGCUGAUGUAGAGAGUUUACUGGGAAAAGGUCUUGAUGAGGAAUCGUUUGCUAUGGAAGGAUUAGGGUUGUUGGAUUGUAGAGAGAAGGAUUCGGGCGGCGAAAGCUUAGAGAGAGUGAAGGUUGAAGAAGAUCAGAUGCAGUGUGAAACGGUGGAGAAUGAGAUGGAGAUGAUGAGAGAGCCAUUUCAGUUGAGCUUUGAUUACGAUUCACCGUUAUGGGAGGAAAAAGACGAGAAGUUGACGGUGGAAGGUGGUGUCGGGGAUCGUAUGGGUGUGGUGAAAGAGGAUGAAGAUUAUCAUGUGGUUAUCAAUAUAGAAAGAUAUGAUGAUGAAAAUAAGAAGCAAAAAAGAAUAUUAAAGCUAGAUUAUGAAGGAAUCAUUGCCGCCUGGGAUGAGCAAAGAUCACCAUGGACAACCGGUGAUCGGCCGGAGUUGGAUCCCGAUGAUUGUUGGCCUGAGUGCCUGGGUGGAUGUGGGAUAAUGCAUCAUCAGCAUCAUCAUCCUUAUGGGGAUAUGGGAAUGAUAACGGGGAAUCCGGCAAUGCUAGAUGGAGGGAGAGAGGCAAGGGUGUCAAGGUAUAGAGAAAAGAGGCGAACAAGGUUGUUUUCGAAAAAAAUAAGAUACGAGGUACGAAAACUGAAUGCAGAGAAGAGGCCUAGAAUGAAAGGAAGAUUUGUGAAAAGGUCAUCUUCUUCCGGGUUUCCAUUGCUUAGCAAAUAAUUAACUAUAACAUAUAUUGCUAACAUAUCCAUCUUACAAUUUUGUAAGGUAAGUUCUAUGCUUAAUUAGGUCUUUCUAAUUAAGAAUGUUCAUACAAAUUUAAUAAGGAAUAUAAGAAAAAUAAUUGUGUUUUCCAA
This is a messenger RNA of Lactuca sativa (garden lettuce), 1602 nucleotides long. RefSeq names its product zinc finger protein CONSTANS-LIKE 16. NCBI's taxonomy places the organism in Eukaryota, Viridiplantae, Streptophyta, Magnoliopsida, Asterales, Asteraceae. The record is from RefSeq and is a predicted model, not a curated record. Gene Ontology annotation, biological process: regulation of DNA-templated transcription. Gene Ontology annotation, cellular component: nucleus. Gene Ontology annotation, molecular function: zinc ion binding; protein binding.